GAAACUUUUGUCUAAUUUGAACUGGGCCACAUCGUUGAGAUAGUAUUUUGCAACUAGGCUCCAUUUGGACAAGGUUUUAAAAGUGUUUUUAGCUUAAAAAAAAAAAAAAGAAGUAAGAAAUGCGUUUAGGCAAAGUUCUUGUUUCAUAAGCAAAUUAAGUCUUUUUGAAAAAUCGGCAAGUAGUAUCUGAUUCGGGCAUGGUUCUCUCGCUCUUCGAGCUCUAAUUCCGGCGACUCUGUUGGCUUGCUGCACUGAAAGCUUUUCGUAAUCAUCGGUCCAGAAGCAACACCCUUAUGACUGCAUCAAACUCUUAACUGGACCGUUAAAACGGUGACAAUUUUAUCAAUGGCUAGUUGACAUGUACUUGAUUACUUAUGAGGUUGUUUCAAGCAUUAUUAGAGCAGAGCAGUGAACUGAGAGAGGAUUCGGAAAUGUCCCUGUUUUAGCCAUAUGCUUUGCCUUCAUAUGAUUUUCUACAGAAAUGCAUCUCAUUCCUCGUUACCCUGGCCACAAAACUCUCAUUUUAAACUUUCGAAAUUCUUUGCCUUAUCUUCCACUUUUCUCCUAUUACUGUACGGAGAGCUUUGAUAAACAGGGUGAAAAACAAAGCCAGAAUGAGCAACAGUUAAUACAAAAGAAAGAAACUUCACUGGGCUCCCCAGGUAGAUUUCAGAAGCUGAUAUCCUCCCAAUCUGACCCGCUCCUUGCUCAAGAAAUCUUUGAGUUGGCUACGAGACAACCAAAUUUUCGCCACUCUUAUGCGUCUUGGCAUAUUCUCAUCCUCAAACUUGGCCGCUCUGGUCACUAUUCUCGUAUGGAGUCCCUUCUGUCAUCCCUCAAAUCUCAAAAUUAUUCUGUUUCCACUAGCCUCUUCUCCCAAAUUAUCAAAAUUUAUGGUGAUGCUGGACUCCCUGAUGAAGCCCGGAAAACCUUUUACACAAUGCUCAAAUUCAAGAUGAAACCUCUUUCCAAACACCUGAAUCGCAUUCUUGAAAUUCUUGUUGCUGACCGUAACUUCCGUCGCCCUGCUUUGGACCUCCUGAAAACUUCUCAUUUGUACGGGGUUCAUGCCAACACCAGAUCGUACAACAUUUUGAUGCACGCAUUCUGCUUGAAUGACGAUUUAAGUGUCGCAUACUAUCUGUUCAGUCAGAUGUUCAAGAGAGAUGUUGUGCCAGAUAUAGAGUCAUACAGGACUCUGAUACAGGGAUUUUGUCGGAAGAGUCAGGUCAAUAAGGCUGUUGAUCUGUUGGAGGAUAUGCUGAAUAAAGGAUUUGUUCCUGACACUUUAAUCUAUUCUACUCUUUUAAAUAGUUUGUGUAGGAAAAAGAAGCUUAGGGAGGCCUACAAACUACUAUGCAAAAUGAAAAUUAAGGGAUGCAAUGCUGAUAUAGUUCAUUACAAUACUGUUAUAUUGGGCUUUUGUCGGGAGGGCCGUGCUUUUGAUGCAUGUAAGGUUCUUCUUGACAUGCGCAACAAUGGGUGCUUUCCUAAUUUGGUGUCUUACCGUACACUUGUUGGAGGAUUGUGCAGUCAGGGCUUGUACGAUGAGGCAAAAAUGUAUGUCGAGGAAAUGCUUUCGAGUGGGUUUUCUCCGCAUUUCUCAUUAGUGCAUCUAAUAGUUAAGGGCUUUUGUAAUGUUGGAAAGCAUGAAGAAGCUUGUGGAGUGUUGGAGGCAAUAUUGAAACAUGGAGAAGUUCCACACAUCUAUACAUGGAUGGAAAUUUUGCCUAGAAUUUCUGAGGUGGAUGACCAAGAUAACAUGAGCCGAAUGUUGAACGAUAUUCUGAAGUUGGAGAUAAAGCCUCACACGAAACUAGUUGAUGCUGGUGCCAGUCUUGGGGCCUACCUUCUUAAAAGAAUAGCAACAAAUUGAACAAAGUGUUAGUAACUGUUGAAAAUCCUAUAUUGUGGCUGGAUCGGAUUCGACGUGAAGCUGUUUUCAGGUCAUUAAUCCCUCACAGCUACUUGCAGGCCAGAUUUUCUGUAAUUGUGACCGUGUUAAAAUUGCAAAAUCAACUGAGGUACGAUGUUCAUGGGGUGAGAUUCUGGAUGAACUGUUUAUUGUAUUUUACCUUUCAGAUUAUAUUUUACAAUCUUUUUCCAGAUGUCUUGCUAGCUUAACCCAGUACUCUUGUCGCAGAAGAGUUUGAGAGUGCGCAUUUUAGUUGCUUUCAAGAACGGAGGAAGAUUAGGGUCCAUCCCCUGAAGGGUAUGUUUUCCGUUGCUUUUACUUUUUAUUCUUUGUUGAGGUUUCAAUAGUUUGUGAGGCUGCUGCACAUUUUUAAACUAGAUGGGAUUUUCAACUACCCUGUUGGUUAUGUUACAUUAGAUAAGGAGGAGUUAUUGCUUUACCAUCUUUCAGAAUUAUUUCCUCUCAAUGGGGCUUCGAAAGGCUGGUUUGUUCAUGUUACACACUGAAACAGAUGGUUUGCUGAAUGUGUUGCAAUUAGAUCAGUGAUAUUGGAGAUAGAUGUGCUUCUUCAGAGAAAUCAAGUAUAGUCAUUUCUUCUCCAAAGAAUGGCGAAGGGUGAAAAGAAUGAAAUGUAAGAAGGUAAGAUAGUUUCUUCGCUUCAAGACCGCAUUUUGGAGGGUUCCAAGAGCUGUUUACUGUUUGAAGAGGAGGAAACUGACCCCCCAAGUACAAGGAAAACAUUUGAGUCUGGGUGCAAUUUAUUACCUUCUGAAGCUCAAGUUACUGAGAAUUUUGCAGACUGCUCUGGAUAAGGCACAUUCCGAUUGUCAUAGCAAUUUUUUCCCGCAAAUUGAAGCUCAAGGGAGGAAAAAUUUGCUUUAUAUUGCUAAAUUUCAAACUGCACCAUGCAUCUCCCUUUGGCCAAGAUCAAGGAGAAAGAGGGUAAAGAAUCCACUUUUUGUACAACAUUGAUCACCAUUGGUGGGAUUCCCUGUAAAACAAGAAUUUAUGAAGUAAUACUACUGUGAAUACAGUCCAAAAGAUCUCUCUUUUUGUUGUGAGAAGAUUCCCAUGGCACUGAACUAUAUUAUACUACUACUUCAGUAGUAAGAAAUCUGCCCUUUUUUUCCUUCAACAAAAGUGGUUGAUGGAAAGUUGGCAGCUAAAGGCAAGUAACAACCUCAAAAAAAUUUACACCAAGGGGGAGGGAGCUGAAAAGGCACAUUGGUAAAGUCAGAGAUUUACAAAAGUAGGAGCGAAAAUGGGUAAAAUAUAUUUUUCCCACAAAUUCAAAUCCAUUCUCUGGUUUUUAGCUUUUCAAGUUUCUCUCGAUAUUUUGUUUUUGGAAAUAAGGUUUUAGUACAAGAAAAAUUGUGUAUUGUGAUUUGAUAAUUUAACAUUCGAUUUAUC
This is a messenger RNA of Oldenlandia corymbosa var. corymbosa, 3325 nucleotides long. Lineage: Eukaryota; Viridiplantae; Streptophyta; Magnoliopsida; Gentianales; Rubiaceae. The record is from the annotation of a GenBank genome assembly.